Messenger RNA from Pangasianodon hypophthalmus (striped catfish), 11888 nucleotides. It is a transcript of the gene cdk19, whose product is annotated as cyclin-dependent kinase 19. Gene Ontology annotation, molecular function: cyclin-dependent protein serine/threonine kinase activity; RNA polymerase II CTD heptapeptide repeat kinase activity; ATP binding. The transcript is spliced from 13 exons. The record is from RefSeq and is a predicted model, not a curated record. Gene Ontology annotation, cellular component: nucleus; mediator complex; cytosol. Bases 312 to 1751 code for a protein of 479 amino acids. Lineage: Eukaryota; Metazoa; Chordata; Actinopteri; Siluriformes; Pangasiidae. Gene Ontology annotation, biological process: protein phosphorylation.
UAUGACUAUACGCAAAUGCGCUGUCCGCGACGCGCUGUGCGGAUUUGUAGUUUCUGUCACCCCGCGCUGUCGCUGACGCGGACGCGAUGCUCGCGCUUAGAAAACUACAGUUGCCCACAAUGCUUUGCGCGCCGAUGAAAACACGUCAACGAGCCAGUGAACGUUGAGCGGAGCGGACCAAAAAUCCCAAACAAGGAAAUGGUGGGGGGAAAAAAAAAAUAACAACGAUCCGAUUAUUUAAUUAAUGCGUGUUAUAAUUAAUAUUUUAUUGGAUUGUCAAUUAAGGGAAUAUUUAUGGGUUAGACAAAAAAAUGGAUUACGACUUCAAAACGAAGCUGGCCGCCGAAAGAGAGAGAGUGGAAGAUCUGUUCGAAUAUGAAGGUUGCAAAGUGGGUCGCGGCACCUACGGGCAUGUUUAUAAAGCCAAGCGCAAAGAUGGGAAGGACGAGAAGGAGUACGCUCUCAAACAGAUCGAAGGCACCGGGAUCUCCAUGUCCGCUUGCCGAGAGAUCGCGUUGCUGAGGGAGCUGAAGCACCCAAAUGUCAUCGCACUACAGAAAGUGUUUUUGUCACACAGCGAUCGGAAAGUGUGGCUCCUUUUCGACUACGCAGAGCAUGAUCUGUGGCACAUCAUAAAGUUCCACCGGGCGUCGAAGGCCAAUAAGAAGCCGAUGCAGCUGCCAAGAGGAAUGGUGAAGUCUCUGCUCUACCAGAUCCUAGACGGCAUCCACUACCUCCAUGCCAAUUGGGUCCUACACCGAGACCUGAAACCUGCCAAUAUCCUGGUGAUGGGGGAGGGUCCUGAACGGGGGAGGGUCAAAAUCGCGGACAUGGGUUUUGCUCGACUCUUCAAUUCUCCUCUGAAGCCUUUGGCUGAUCUGGAUCCAGUCGUGGUUACAUUCUGGUACCGAGCACCUGAGCUGCUUCUGGGAGCUCGACACUAUACCAAAGCAAUCGAUAUCUGGGCUAUCGGCUGCAUCUUCGCGGAGCUGCUCACGUCAGAGCCGAUAUUCCACUGCCGUCAGGAGGACAUCAAAACCAGCAACCCGUUCCACCACGACCAGCUGGACCGCAUCUUCAGCGUCAUGGGCUUCCCUGCAGACAAAGACUGGGAAGACAUCCGGAAGAUGCCAGAAUAUCCGACCCUGCAGAAAGACUUCAGAAGAACAACGUACGCCAACAGCAGCCUCAUCAAAUACAUGGAGAAGCAUAAAGUAAAACCGGACAGCAAAGUCUUUUUGUUGCUCCAGAAACUUCUUACCAUGGACCCCACCAAAAGGAUUACGUCUGAACAGGCACUGCAAGACCCCUAUUUCCUGGAAGACCCCUUACCAACAUCAGAUGUAUUUGCAGGAUGCCAAAUCCCAUACCCCAAACGCGAGUUCCUCAAUGAGGAUGAACCUGAGGAGAAGACGGAGAAGAACCAGACGCAACAGCACCAGCAGACGCAGGCGCAGACACAAACGCAGGCGCAGCAGGCUCCGUCUCAGCAGAGCUCGGCUCAGACCAACGGCACGUCGGGGGGGACCACGGGACCCUCCAUGCAGCACGCAGGCCAGGAGCAGGGGCCCCCCAACAAGAAGAGCCGCACCACCGGGGCCAACGUGCUCCAGACAGACUACCAGCACUCCAGCUCACGCCUUGGUUACCAAAGCAACGUCCAAGGCACAACACAGUCUCAAAGCACUAUGGGAUAUUCGUCCACAUCUCAGCAAAGCUCCCAGUACUCUCAUCAGUCUCACCGCUACUGAGGCGUGGAAACAUUGACGGCUCGCGCUAAUCCGUGAACACAAACGCAGGUUUUGCUGCCAUUCCUUAUAAACUUGUGGAGACUUCCUUCUACCUGCCUUCCCACCUGUUCCACUUCCUUCUUAUUCUCAGUUCCUUUACACUUAUACGCUUUCAGCUUGAGAUGUGUAUGCUAUUCUUACUAGCGUUGCCAAUACCAGCAGAUAAGAUGUCGUUUCUGAAGCAGCACCUUCCAUGCUCAACUACACAUCCCAGGAGCCUUGGAGCGCAGAUGAACCCUAUGAUGAGAAUCAACACCAGCGUCCUAACCCUCGGUUAAAACCAAUACUCAGAAAUAUAUUUCAUAUAUUUGCAUUUAUUUAUCUGGCGCAGGCUUUUAUCCAAAGUGACUUCCCGCUGAGGCAGGAUGCAAUCCAAGCAUUCAGCUGAGCAGUUGAGGGUGAAGGACCUUUCUCAAGGGCCUGACAGUGGCACUUUGGCAGUCCUGGGAUUCAAACCGACAACCUUACGAGCAUUACUUCAGAACCUUAACAACAGAGCCACAAUACCAGUUCCUAACACCCCACAGUGUCCAUAUGGAUCCGGUUCUCAUGAAAACCUUCAGUGUCCACACAAAAACAGUUAUUUAAAUCUUCAGCGUAAAUAUAUGACUCUGAAGCAUACAAAAUGAGUUGUAACAAAACCAUAGUGUCAUUAUGGGUCCAGUGCAGUGAAUACAUAUGGACUCAACUGUCAAUGCAUGAUGUUUUUAUGUAAAUCAAGUCCCUAAAAUCCAUCAAACCCUACAGUGUCCAUUUAGUGUCAGUCAUCUGAACCAUGAGAACUCCCUCAAGAACCAGAACCAGUCCACAGACUCCUUGGUUUCCCCCCAGAACAAGCCCCCAGACCCCUUGGUUUCCAUCCAUAACCAAUCCUCAGAAUUCUUGGUGUCAUCAAGGGUGCACUCUUCAGUUUCUAUCAAGAAUCAGACCGCAAGCCUCUUGGUGUCCACCCAGAAACAGUCCUCAGAACCCUUAAUGUCCUUAUGGGUCUACCCUUGGGUUUCCCUCCAGAACCACUCCCCAAGCCCCUGGGCUUCCCUCCAGAACCAGUCCCCAGAUCCCCCAGUUUCCAUCUAGAACUAGUCCUCAGAACGCUUAGUGUCCAACCAGAACCAUCCCACGGAUUCCUCAGUUUCCUUCCAGAACCAGUCCUCAGACCCCUUGGUUGGCAUCCAGAACCAGUCUUCAGAAAACUGAGUGUCAUUAUGGGUCCACCCUUUGGCUUUCAUCAAGAACCAUUCCCCAGACCCCUCGGCUGCCAUCUAGAUCCAGUCAUCAAAACCCUCAGUGUCCUUACAAAGCCAUCGCUAAUAAAAUGGUUCUAAAAAUCCUUGGAGCCAGUGUGCCGCACCAUGUAGUCCCAGAAUCUGCAGUAUUCAUACAGCACCAAUGAUCCAAACUCUGCAGUUUCUAUUUAGAGACACUACUGUCCAAAUUGGAAUUCUUCGAACCUUUAUUUUUUAUGUAGAACAUUUAGUUUCCAUCUACAGGCAGUCCCAAACCCUUCAGUAUCUCUACUGAACCAGUCUUCAAAACUGUCAGUGUUCCUGUUGAUUCUCAGAACCUUCCGUAUCCAUACCUAACCAGUCUGCAAAACCAUCUUAGUAGAGAAUAAGUCCUCUGAACUUGCAGUUUCCAAUCCACUAACCCACAAAACCUGCUUCAAUUCCAGUCCUACACACUUUUCUUUUCUGCCUGUAACCUGCCCUCUGGGACAAUGUCAGGGCCUAAACAGAACCUGCCAUUAGGACCCACAGUGUCCGUACAGAACCAGCCAGAACCUAGAAUCAUUGUGGAAGCAUCUAAUUCUGCUCUGGUCCAACUACCGGCUACACACCUGCAAUAUGGAGGCUAAUACAAACCAAAUAUCCCUUCCCUCCUCUAUCUGUCUGUCACUCUGUCUGUCUUUAACACUUUCUAUUUUUCUCUUCCCGCCCACCCUUUGCAUAUAUAACACCACGUGCACACUAUAGACACAGAAGAACAAAGAACUUUGACGAUAGAAGACUGGCGGCUGGCCCUUAUCGGAGCCGUGAUUUGUCUUCACGCAUGUGCAGAGCGCCUUUACGACUUUUCAGCUACAGACCUGGAGGCUUUGCCCUUCCAAAUUUUUGUCCUUUUGUAAAUAUUUAAUUCUGAUAUCUGAACACCACAGAGGAAACCCUUUACUUUGUCUUUUGACGAUACUCAUUUCAUUCACGACAAUGAACGGCAAAUAUCAAUGACAGCUGGGUUUGUCAGGAAAAUGAAGCAAAACGAAAGGAGAAAAUUCCUUUUUAUUGUUCGACGAAUACAUUUGAAUUAUUUUUUUUGGCCAUGAGAUAUAAUCACGUGUAUUAACCCUGUAUGUAUGAGAGAAACUGUGUGUACGUAUGUGUGUCUAUGUUUUUGUUACAAUGUCUGAGGCAGCUCCAGUGACUGUUACCUCCUGUUUGAUAUUUUACAAUUUUGGAUUUUUGCUAUUUUUAUUGUUGGUUUUGAAGUUUGCUUAGAUUUGUUUGUUCCUCACCACUCCAUGUGUAGACUCGCAUUUGAGGCGGCGCUAUAAAAAUAACAAAACAAAAAAACAAACAAACAAAAAAAAAAAACACUCCAAGUCCUUCAAGCUGGGGGAAAGGGGAGCUAAAAUUUUCCCUUUAACGCUAUUCCAGGCUCUGUUUCCCCUGUUUGCCAAAUCCUGACCUCAGCCAGGGUAAGACUAAGCAUGGUCUCGAGUUGAGAAGAAACAGGCCAGACCUGAUAAGUGCACUGAAAAUGUUGGAAACACUGACAUCUACUGGGGGUUGAGAGAACUGCAUGACUCUCAGAGCUGUCAACAAUGUGGCACUUCUGCACUCUGUACUAAUGGACAUGGGGUUGUGAAGUAGACUCGGGAGGCACUGGCGCAUGUAGCUGACCUGAGACCUGCUAAAGACUGAACAAUGCGCAUCAGUUGAGCAUAAGGCACUGAUCUCCCUUCAGGUUGAUUCCAGAUACACUGACCUGAGAGGAUACGUUCAUUUCAACUAUUGUGAGUUUACAGCCGUGAUAUUUAAAUGAGAACUUCACUCAAAUAUGCUAACAACCACACAUUAUUAGUGGGCACACAUUAUUACCAAAGCCAACUGUAUAAUCUUAAAAAAAAGGGUUGUUUAAAGUUCUUUAAGGGUUCUUCCAAAUUAAAAAAAAAACAAAAAAACAGUUGUACUUUCCCUAGAGAGACAACCAAAAAACCCUUACGCUUUCAAAAUCUUAGACUGCAUACUUGAAACACAUGAAAAUGAAUCACCACUAAACACAGUGGUAAACAUACUUUUUGAAGAAAAUGGUUCUUCAGUAGUUGUUCCAAAAAAUUGGAACCCUUUCUGUAGGGAAAAACUGUUUUGUUGUGGGUUCCUGCAGUGGGACAACUGAAGAACCCACGAGGGUUCAAAACCUAUAGGAAUGUAUACUUCGAACAAGUGAAAAAGAACCACUGCCAAACACAGUUUUAAAGACACUCUUAGGGAAAAAAAAAGUUCUUCAAAGGUUCUUACAAAAAAUGGGGCCUAACUGGAACCCUUUCUUAUCAGGAUAUACUCCAAGAAUGGAUUUUUUUAAGGUUCCCCCAGAGGCAUAACCAAAGAACCCUUAAGGGUUCAAGUUUUCUAAGAGUACAUAUUUCAAUCAAAUGAAAAAGAACCACUGCUAAACAGCUGUAAGAACACGCUUAGAAAAAAAUGUCCUUCAAGGCUUACAAAAAAAGGUUCAUCUUCAAGAGAAAAAAUGAUAAGUGUUCCCCCAGAUGGACAACCGAAGAAUCAAACCAAAGAAUUUACUAACAGUGUAUAUUUCAAACAAACGAAGGAAAAAAAAAAACAUCACCAAACAUUUGUAGGAAUGUGCUUAGAAAAACAGGUCUUUCAAGGAUUCUUAAAAAAAUGGUUCUGUAAUUUACUAUGCUGUUGUAAAGUUCAUUAUCCGUACGGGUUCCCCCAAAGGGACACCUGAAGGACCCUUAAAAGGUUCUAAAUCUUCUAAGAUUGUAUCCUUUCAGCAACAGAGCCACUGCUAAACACUCUUAGAAAAAAAAAUGGUUCUUCAAGAGUUCUUCUGUUAAGUCUUAUUCGCUUUCUAAAAGGGUUCAGCUUCCUUUUGUAAUAGGAAAACACCUUGUUCUAUGGUUCUUCCUAGAACCUUUACUUUUGUAAGAAACAUAUCAAAGAACUCGUGAUAUUUGGACCAAUCAGAGACAGCGGGUGUGUCUUUGAGCUCUGUUAGGAAACUCGCGCACACCACAAAACAAGAACUCAAACUACACUGGUUUAUAUUUAUAUAAAAUAUAUUUAAUUUGACACACACAGGCGGCUCAGCUAGUUCAUUUGUUAAUAUAUGUGUUAGCAUAUUUUGAGUGAAAUGUUUCUUAACGCUGUCACUAACGCUGUCAUUAGUCAUUAACGCUGGUUAAUGACUUGCUCUGGAAUGACUGUAAUGUUACUUUCCUGUCAAAGGUAAUUAUACAUACGUAAAAAAUGCAGUGCUGAUAGAAUUCACGUAAAGUCUAGACAAUAGACAUUCACUUUGCAUGUUUCCAGAGCUUGUACACGCAACUCGUAGAACUCGUUUCGGCUCCGCCCCCUCAGUUCUCUGGAGGCAUCCACUUGGCUCCGCCCCACAAAACGUUACAAUAGUGAUUUUUAAGUCAAAACUCUUGAGUUGCGUUUGUCUUUUUAAAGCAGUGUUUUAUAGAUUUAGCACGAACUCUGUAAGUGCAUGAAUUGCAACUGAAAAACCCAGUAUGUGUAAACGUGUAAAGAUGGAAAGAUUCGUAGCUGUGAUAUGGGAACUCCACUCGGGAAACGUGGAGUGCAGUUACAGUUGCACAGUUAUGAUUCUGGUUAUAAAUGUGUGAUUCGUAAAAAUACCAAUUUCAUUAUAAUCUUUAAUCUUUACAUACAAUUACUUUUGACAGGAAAAUAACUUCAAAUACCACAUGCUAGAUGCUCCCGUUUUUUUGUUUUUUUUUCCUCUGAGGCUUUUUUGUUUCAGAUCACACCAAAAAAAAAACAAAAAAAAAACAAAAAGCAUUGACCAGCAGUCCUACCCAACCCCUGACCUUCCUCUCUACAGCGCGCUUUCUUCUCUUCCUCCUGUGACGCAGACACAUUGUGUGUAGAGCGCAAGUUUAGCGUCUCUUUCUGUAAAAUUAAAGCGAGGUGAUUGGUGUAGUCGUCCUGUCGCCGUGUCUUCUCCGUGUGGGACACUAAACCUUCACACUUUUCCUAUGCAAACAAAACGAAAACAAAACGAAACAAAUAAACCGUACCUGGAAAGCUUCCGCUUGUGCAGGAGCCUCAAAUUCAAACCACAGCAGCAGCGAAUAUCAUGAUAUUUCUUACUAUCGAAUUUUUUUUUUUUUUUUUUUUUUUAAACAAAACGGGAUUUGUAAUCUAAACUGCAAACUGAAAAUUCUGACAUGAAGUCAUUGAGGUUUCUUUUGUACUGUAUGCUGUAUUGUUAUAACAUAUUAAGAUCGAUUGUAAAAAUGGCAUGUAUAUUAAUUCUACACAACCGUAUUUAUUAUUGUCACACGUGUAUAUACGUAUACAUAUAUAUAUAUAAUCAAUGUUUAGAUACGUCUCAGGCCUGAAGCUGAGGUCAGAGGAGUCUCUUUUACUAAACGAGAUCAAUGUUUUCAGGUCCUUUGUAUAGGUCUUUACUUUCCUAACGUAGUCUGAAGGUAUAUCUGCUCGCCAUAAGCCUUUAUAUACGGAGUUGUACAUAGGCACUUAGUAGGCGUGGUGAUUAUUUAUGCACUGAACUCCAUUUCCCAGAAGGCACCAGUCCUCGUAGGUUGGGGUUUACGAAGCUGAAGGAGCUGCGUGAGUUUUUGUAGUUUUAAAGGGACUUUGUGCCUGUCGAGCUUAGAAGUGUUCACUAAUAAGUGUGCGAUUAUUUCUUUCAGCUAAAACAUUUCAGCGUGUUGACAGUGCCUUUUUUUUUUUAAAUAUCGAAGCUACGUUCCAGUACUGUUUUUAACAUGCCCUUGUUCACUUUCCCUAGGUCUGAUUUAAUAUUUUAAAUAUUACUAAAUUAUAUCUCCAUGUAUAUAUUAAUUAACACACAUCACUCCGUGUGCUUUUAUUGCAUAAUUAUUAUUAUUAUUAUUAUUAUUUUUUUUAAAAAAACAUAGGAAUCAUAAUUUUAGCAGAAAAGAAAUUUUUUUUUGGCAUAAAUUUUGUGUUUUGGAUUUAUUUCUUUUCUUUUUUCUAUCCACUGUAAUGUUUCCUUGUUGCUUGAUUUUACAUUUCAGGUUUUCCCCUCUUUUAAAAUCCACACAAAUCCACAAAUGGCUUCCUAUUCAUUAAUAUCACUUUUAUAAUGCACACUUAGCUUUUUUAUAUUUCUUUUGAAAAUUAAUAGCAAAAAAAAAUUCCAUUUCAUUUAGCUAAACGGUUUUAGCAAAUAUGCGUAUAGUCUUUAUACGUCUUUGACCUGCAUACAGAACCAUAUCAGCUGACUAUUAGAAAACAUGCUAAUUAGCUGGUGUUUAGCUAGCGUCAGGGUUGCUGUGCGGGUCUUGAAACUAUGGAAAUGGAUAUAAUUAAGAAAACAUUUAGGGAAAAGUUUGGAUAUUCUAUUGUCUGAGGUUUUUACAUUUUAGUCUUUUCAUUUUUUUCUGCGCCACUUUUACACACAGCACAUUGACUGAUUUAAUUUUUUAAAGAACUGUAUAUACACACACAUGUAUAUGGACAGGCAGUUGCAAGAACUCAUCACAUAACACGUAACAUCAGCUGUCUUUGAAUUUGAGCAUAAAUAUUGGUCUUGUUGACAUUCUUUUACUUUUAACUUGAAAUUUCUAAAGUGUACCGUCAUGUUGACUCAGUCCCUCAGUCUCAAAGAGCUGAUUAUAAAUUUCUCGUGAGCUAUUUAGAUAUUAGAGCUCUCAUUAUAGCGACAGGGAUUUAACUGAGAGGAAGUGGACAAGGUGUUGUUAAACAACAAUACUGGAAGAACUCGGGCUGUGUGUUUCAAUCUUGGCUAAAAUCGGCACACGGCGUUCAGAACACACUCUUUCCUUUUGCCUUUUUGGAGAUUUUUAUAUCGUCCUUUUUGUUUGUAUGAUUUUUUUUUUAAUUUUUGAUGUUAUGUUUUAUUCUGCACAUGCGUUUAAUAAUCUACGGAGCAGGACGCCUUUAGUAAAACUCUCAUUGUGUGGAAUUCUGAGAGGUUCGGUGUGUAGUCCUGCGAACAUUAACGUCUUUUUUUUAUUAUUAUUAUUAUUAUUAUUUCAUUUUAUUUUUAAAUGAUGUCCUGUUUUGUGUGAAUUUUAACUGUACAUAAGAACUCUUCACUGAAACAUAACUCUAUGAUAUUUGUCUUUUAAUGCACUGUUAUUGCUAAACUAUUUAGUGGUAAAUGAAAAAGUAUUUAAUGUUUUUUAUUGUCUUGUUUAGGCACUAAAGAGAUGGCAGUUAUAUAAAAGCUAGACAGUGCUCUUUUACAGAGUUCUUAUUGUAAAUGUGUAGAAAUAUAAAGCCUCUGAAUGUUGUAUGCAAAUAAGCGGGCGGAGCCUAUAGGCCUCAGCCAUGUCAGUCUGUGCCCUUUUUUACAAAUGAUGCAUGUAUUUGUCCUUUUUUUACAAUUUAUUUUAAAAAGCCACAGCACUUAAAAACAUCACGGUCAACACACUUGUGUCCCAACAAAGCACUCAAUAGUUCGGUUCUGUCCCAAUUCACAGCUCCGUCUACUUUUAAUCACACUGAUCUUCAGUUUAAACUCUUAUUUCACAGAAAUGAUACUUAUGCUCCUGUUACGUACUUAGAUACGUUUUUAACUUUAAGUCCACUGCUAACGCUAGAUGAUCUAUUUUGGUAUCUUCCUAAAUUCCUCCUAUUAUAAAAAAAACAUGCAAAAUUCCUCCAACAGAUGUGACCGUGGAGACUUACAGACCUAAGAAAAUGUUGCACUUGACUAAAAUGAAGUUGUACUUACAUAAUGAAGACUUCUUUGCAAUUUUGUUAGUAUAAUUGAGUUUAAUUUCAUUAAACUUGACCUUCACCUGAUUAUAUUGAAACUUAAUACUCGUUCUUUUACUCCUUUUCAUUUUUAUCCAAGCACUUACCACAAAUCUCAGCGAUCAUGGCACAAUUUUUUUAUUUUUUUUACCAGAAUCUAUGAAUUUAAUCAGUCACAUUUCUGUGGGUUUCAACUUUAUUAAUUAACCAUUUUAUCCAGUUAAAUCCAUUCGAAUUUGCAUUUAUAAUACACCACAACCAAUUAUACAUGCUUGAGGACAAUUUGUCUGUUAGUCUCAUCUGUUUUUUUCUACAAUAAAAUUACUUUUAAGGGGAAAACAUUUAACUUCAUGAAAUUUUAUUACAUUUCCAAACUGUAAUCAAAUUAAGUAAAGUAAGAAAAGUACGAAGGCUAAGCAAGUCCCUUAACUUUUGUAAAUUUUUUCGUACGCAUUGAACUGUGUGAUUGUUACAAAUUUGCCAAUGUGAGGCCAUGUUAAGGAAAAAAAACAUCGUAAGUACAUGUUUUUAUUUUUAGCUUUCAGUCAAGUAAAAUCAUGUUGCUACUUCGACAUUAAAUUAAGAUUUUAAGACUCCUACUUUUAUUUAAGUAGAAUUUUUCUCUCAUUUUUCAAUUCCUGAAACCGAACCGAAACUCUGAGAUUGUUUCCGAAUCUUACGACUUGAAGGGGUGUUCACAUGCAACUUUUAGGUUGGAAAUGUGCGUUUACAAUAAUUCCAACACCGCAUGAAGGCAGCAUUAAAGAAGCACUUCACCCAGAAAUUCUAAUGUAACUAAGAAUCUGUAAGACAUCAUGUGCGCCAGAUAGCUGAUUUUGUUCCUUACGUGAAUUUUUGAGACGUUACGUCUCUGUAGGUUGAGGGCACAUGGAAAGCGAGGAUGUGAAUGUUGGGACGGAACUGUUUCCUUUAAACACACUGAGGCACUGAUUUAGUAAGAUCCCGUAUACAGAUCCUGUGUGAAUUACGUCACUUGUGAAGAAGGACUUGCAUUUUUUUUUUUUUUUUUUUUAUACAUGCACUAUUUGUUUUUGAUAUCCGAUUUCUGAGAGCAUCUCGGACGAGUCAAACUGAAACUAAACCUAGCCACAUAAUUGUGCAGUCAAUAUGAUACUGAUAUGUAAAAAAUGUACAACAUACAAUUUUAAUGCAAAAUUCAAAAUGGUAUAUUUUUGUUCAUCAGGUAAAUGAGUAAAUGAAAACCUUUUCACAGGUUGGAAUUAUUUUAAAUCUUAAGUCUGCAUCGGAGGUGUGACCAUGACGUAAAUAUUCUAUAUGAAUAUUAAAUUAUUAAGACAUAAUUUUAGAAAACAUUUGAUCAAUAUGAGAUAGUUUGACAAAAUCUUGAUAAACCUUCUCAUUAUUAAAACCUGAAAAGGACUUCAGCAAAUUUAAUACCUGCUUUUCGUCCGUAGUAAUUUGCGCAUGCAAUAACCGUUCCCAAAGGAACGUUAAUAAAUCACUUCUUGAAUGCUGAAUUAAGCAAUUUGCAUUAACUCCGCUCUUCCCGAUUGCAUAUUCAUUAAAGCAAACACGUACACAAACCGUAAAAUCAGGGCCUGAGUGUGUCGUAACGUUAUAUUAACCAAGACAAUCCGCAUACACACCUGCAGGAAAUUUGGAAUCCUGACUGGAUGACUUGUCCUUGUGGACUAAUCUUAUUGGAUCUUACUAAAUUUAAAAAAAAAAAAAAAAAAGACACCAUGAAAAUGUUUAAAUUCAUGAUGCAUUUCAAUACAAGUCCAUUUUAACUGCUCCCUUGUUUUUGACUAAUAUAGUUAGGGGUGCUAAUAGAUAUGUGCACACAUGUUGUCUUGAUGCAGUUUUAUGCGUGUGUAAUUGUUGUGUAACCACACACACACACACACACACACACACACACACACACUGUUUUAACACAUCGACAGACACGUGCAUUUCGUUCUGAAGUAGCUAAGGCAAUAGCUCAGUGCAGGAAAAAUAAGAAAUUGGUUUGUACUCUGGCCGCUAGUAGCUUUGUCGUCCUUUAUUUCACUGUACAAAUGACUGUUAAAGGAGAAAAAUGUCAUGUAUAUUUAUUUUAUAUCUUCUAUUGUAAUAAAAAUCUCUUUUUGCUUCA